This is a messenger RNA of Centropristis striata (black sea bass), 2700 nucleotides long. Its product is annotated as trithorax group protein osa-like. The record is from RefSeq and is a predicted model, not a curated record. The transcript is spliced from 2 exons. Gene Ontology annotation, cellular component: membrane. Gene Ontology annotation, biological process: protein homooligomerization. NCBI's taxonomy places the organism in Eukaryota, Metazoa, Chordata, Actinopteri, Perciformes, Serranidae. Bases 51 to 1688 code for a protein of 545 amino acids.
ACAGGACCAAGCGAAAAUACAAAGGGGGCACAGGCGUUACAAGUGCAAAGAUGAAGCUGGCUGAAAUAGCUCUGUUGUGUCUGUCGCUUCUUUUGGUUCUUAAUCAUUUUGCACUGGCCAAGAAAAGUGGAGGGUUUGGUGGAAAAUUAAAUCUCUUUAAGAAGACCCCCAAAACAAAGGUUAUAAACACUAAGACUAAAAGUCAGCCUCAGCAACCAGGCCGACCAGGGGGUUACCCCAACCAAGGAGGCUACCCUCAACAUCCAGGGGGUUACCCUAACCAAGGAGGGUACCCUCAGCAACCAGGUCGACCAGGGGGGUACCCUAACCAAGGAGGCUACCCUCAACAACCAGGAGGUUACCCAAACCAAGGAGGGUACCCUCAACAACCAGGUCGACCAGGGGGGUACCCUAACCAAGGAGGCUACCCUCAACAUCCAGGGGGUUACCCUAACCAAGGAGGCUACCCUCAACAUCCAGGGGGUUACCCUAACCAAGGAGGGUACCCUCAGCAACCAGGUCGACCAGGAGGUUACCCUAAUCAAGGGGGUUACCCCCAACAGCCAGGAUACCCAGCUGGAGGCUAUCCAGCUGGAGGAUACCCAGCACAGGGCAACCCAUAUGGCGCAGGUUAUGGUGGUCAGGGUGGUGGUUAUGGCGGUUAUCCGGGUGGAUACAUGAAUUACAACCCAGACAGCAGAAUCCUGAGCCCUCACUAUGGAAGCAGCUUUGGAUAUGGAGGCCAUGGUGCUAGGGGCGGCUCCCCGUUUUCCCACUCAGUUCAGGGAAUGGGCAUGUACCCUUCUGAUAGAUCCAGAGGGUUUGGUCGCAGUGCGAUGAUGGCAGCAGCUGGAGGGGCUGUGGCAGGAAUGGCCCUGGGCUACGGGCUAGGAAGGUUCCCUCGUCCUCCUUUCCACUUCCACAGCCCCCAGGAGGAGUAUUACUACAACCACUACAUGUACAGAAAGUAUGGUUCCAAGUCUACUGAUACCAAUGACUACAGCCGGGACUACAAGUACAGCCAACCCCCUCAGACCUAUGAUAGAUACAUGGACUCCUGCAUGAAGAGAAGCGACCUUCUGCCUAAAGAGAAUCGAGAGCCAAAAAUCAAACCAGCUGCGACAACCACAACUACAGUUCUAAAUACCCCAACUACUUCUGUAAGUACUGCUCCAGACUCUGGCAUUAGCAGCAACACAACAAAGACCAAACCAGCUGAGACAACCACAACUACAAUUACAAGUACCCCAACUACUUCUGUAUCUACCACAACUACUGCUGCUCAAGGCUCUGGCAUUAGCAGCAACACAACAAAGACCAACAGCACUGCAGCAGAAAACCCCUCAACCUCUACACCUGCAACUCCACACCCUCUAAAUGAGUCCGAAACCAACCCUGUACCUCCAGCUGCACAGACCCUCAGAAAAGCUCCUACAGAUGAUGAUGAUGAUGAUGAUGAUGGUACAGUCAGCAUAGUGGAGAUCGGCUACCCGGCACUGAUUGAGCAGAUGAAGGCUAGGAGAUGUGUAGAGCUGUACCUGGUCUACUCUGAAAGGUACUUGGAGAAAAAGAAAGAGGAAGAGCCUAAAACCACUGGUGGGUCGCAGCGACUGGAGAUGGAUUUGCAAGGGCUAUUUGUUGUGGUCACCAGUACUACACUGAUGCUACUGAAUAGCAAAAUGCCAUAAUGCCGCUGUGCUGAGACCUUAAUUAGAAGCUAAAGCGGUGAAGAAAAUUUAGAAAUGAGGUGUAAAACAAGAGAAGCAUAUCUUGAUUAGCAUACGGUAAAUGUCAGAAUUAAUUGUAAGAAGAUUUUUUUUUUAUGUGGUGAUACCAUCAGGUCAUUUUUUGUCCAGUACUUUGAAUACUUUCAAAAGCAAUAACAGUAUCAGCCUCAUCCAAACAUUAUGCUUAGUGCUAAUUGGCAAAAUUUAGCAUGGGAACAUUAGGGGUGGGAAUCACUUGAGGCCCCACAGUACAAUAUUGCCAUUGUAAACAUUUUGCGAUAAGUGAAAUAGUACUUUAACGUAUCUUACAAUUUAUUAGCUUUUUUCAACUGCAUAGUAUGUCCCCAAAUAAAAACUUUGAAAAUCUCUCUUUUAUCGAAUAAGAUAAAGUUUUUAGUCUGUUCAUCUUCCUUCAGUCAUAUCUGUUGCAUCAAAAUAGGAUCGUCAAGCAGACUGGCCAACACUGUCAUAAAUGUUGCAUGCAGCUGAGAAGCUGAACUGUUUGUAUUAUAGUUUACAUAGUCCAACGUAAGUGAAUGAAAAUGCAUGAGAACUACUGGACAGGUAUUUAGAACAAUGCAACUUGUACAAUAAGUUAUGCAGUCCCUUCAGCAUUUAGGGAAUUUGAAAGUAAAAAUUCAUGUAGUGAACAACAUAAAUGUUAAUUGAUUUUAUUAUUCCAACAUUAAAACUACAAAUUUGUGCUUUCAAUAUUAAUAAAAAGGUCAAUAAUUGUGUCCAUGUUUCGAUACAAUAUUGCCACAAAUGGUGAACAUGGUAAACGUUACGAGCACCGCUGUACAUAAUAUAGCUCCACAGAGCUACGAACAUACUGUAACUGUAGACUCAGUCUUGUUUAAUUCAUUCAAGCCAACUGCUCAGUAUCAGUGCCUGAGGGGGUUAGUUUGCACCCUAGGUCUGGUAUGUGCUCUGUUAUGGUCAUGGUUUUUGUAAAUAAACAGCUCUGCAAUAA